AUGCGGAAAGUGAAACCGUUCACCCGGCCACCAUGGACAUUAGGGGCAGUAGAUGAAAGAGCGGAGAGAAGAGAGAAAAUAUUGUUGGAUAUUGCUACUGCACUAGAGGAGAAGGAAAGUGCAAUUAAGGCUGAGAAUGAUGCUGAUGUUUCUGCAGCACGCAAAGCUGGAUAUGAUGACUCACUAGUUUCUCGUUUACUUUUGAAGCCUGGGAAGAUCGCAGCCCUUGCAAAAUCAAUUCGUACAAUUGCAGAUAUGAAAGAACCCAUCGGUCAAAUAUUGUCGAGAACUGAGCUUGCAGAUGGACUUGUUUUAGAGAAGACAUCAUGUCCUUUGGGUGUCCUGUUGAUUGUUUUUGAAUCUCGACCUGAUGCACUCGUUCAGAUUGCUGCAUUAGCAAUUCGAAGUGGAAAUGGACUCUUGUUGAAAGGAGGCAAAGAGGCUAAUCGCUCAAAUGCUAUCCUUCACAAGAUAAUUACAUCAGUCAUCCCAGAUACUGUUGGUAAAAAACUUAUUGGGAUUGUGACUUCAAGAGAGGAGAUACCUGACCUUCUCAAGCUUGAUGAUGUGAUAGAUCUUGUCAUACCUAGAGGCAGCAAUUAUCUGGUUUCACAAAUCAAGAAUACUACAAAAAUUCCAGUUCUGGGUCAUGCUGAUGGAAUUUGUCAUGUUUACGUAGACAAGUCAGCUAAUAUGGACAUGGCAAGGCAUAUUGUUGUGGAUGCAAAGCUGGAUUAUCCUGCUGCCUGUAAUGCUAUGGAAACACUUCUUGUGCACCAAGAUCUGACAACUAGUACUGGGUUUCAGGAACUUCUUGUAGAAUUGAAACACGAAGGAGUUAGUUUAUAUGGUGGACCGAGAGCAAGUUCUCUGUUCAACAUUGCAUUCGCAGACUCGUUUCACCAUGAGUACAACUCUAAGGCUUGCACAAUAGAAGUUGUGGAUGAUGUGCAAGAUGCCAUUGAUCACAUUCAUAAGCAUGGAAGUGGCCAUACUGAAUGUAUUGUUACGGAGGAUCAAGAAGUUGCUGAAUAUUUCUUACAUCAAGUUGAUAGUGCUGCAGUUUUCCUUAAUGCAAGCACACGCUUCUGCGAUGGGGCGCGUUUUGGACUAGGGGCCGAGGUUGGCAUAAGUACCAGCAAGAUACAUGCUCGAGGUCCAGUAGGAGUUGAAGGACUGCUAACAACAAGAUGGGUGCUUAGAGGUACCGGACAAGUUGUGAAGGGUGACAAAGGGGUUGAUUACACCCACAAGAAGCUAGCCCUUGACUAAACAAGUCAGAAUCUGAACAUUUCGUGGAAAUGAUGCUUGAAAUCCAUCGAGAUUUGUUGUAGUCCUCUUACCGCGGUCAAGGAUGAAGUAUAGUGGCAGAAAGUGAUAUACUUUUAGUUUGGUUUCAUGUUUCUGAGAAAUUUACUUUCAGAGCAUUAUUUAGAGAAUAUUGGAGAGCAAGAGCAUUUUUCAGAGCAUUAUUUAGGUUGGUUUCAUGUUUCUUUCUUGUACAUGUUCUAUUUAGACAAAUCUCAAAGUCCUCCA
Messenger RNA from Coffea eugenioides, 1536 nucleotides. Its product is annotated as delta-1-pyrroline-5-carboxylate synthase-like. The record is from RefSeq and is a predicted model, not a curated record. Lineage: Eukaryota; Viridiplantae; Streptophyta; Magnoliopsida; Gentianales; Rubiaceae. Bases 1 to 1272 code for a protein of 423 amino acids. The transcript has 14 exons. Gene Ontology annotation, molecular function: glutamate-5-semialdehyde dehydrogenase (NADP+) activity; NADP binding.